This is a messenger RNA of Clunio marinus, 2352 nucleotides long. The record is from the annotation of a GenBank genome assembly. NCBI's taxonomy places the organism in Eukaryota, Metazoa, Arthropoda, Insecta, Diptera, Chironomidae.
AUGGAGUUUGACGCUAUCAUUCGAUCAUUUUAUAAAAAGCAUUGGCAAAUUAUUGCAUCACAGAUAAGAUCAGUGAAUGAAAUACAAUGUCCUAAACGUGGAUUUCUUUUUGAUUGUGGUGUAACGAACAAAGAAACUUUGAUAGAUUUGCUAACAAAACUCAAAGUAAACAAACUCAUUAGCAAACAAAUUAUCGUUGCGGCUGUGAAAGAAGAUUUUUUCAUCCUCAACAUUGAGAAAUUCUAUCAAAAAGAUUCACACAUAUUCGUUGAUGUGUCAGGGAGUUUGGAAAAGCCUGGGAAUUUUAAAUUAAACGAUUUUAACAUUGAAAAACAUUUGGAAGUUAUUAGAAAGCAAAUAAUUUCAUUCGAAAACGAUUUAUUUGUUGAUUUGGAAAUUUCUGAAGAAUAUUGUGUGCCAACAAUUUUCGGAUAUUUAAUUAACUAUCCAGUUCUGUAUUAUUACAAUGACGAAAAUGACAGAAAUUGUUUAAGUUUAGUUGACCUUAAGGUCUUUCAAAUCAUUAGAGAUGAUGAGAUAUUAAUAUCUUUCUCAAUUCCUUGUGAGAUCUUUGAUCAAAACAAAGAGAUCCAAGAAAAAAUCUCAUUUUGGCUUCACCACUUUCAAAGCCAUGAUGAAUUUGAAGUUAAACAAUUCUUCACUAAUAAUCCAAUCAUCAUAUUACACGAAAGAGAUGAAGAAGCGAGAGCCUUUUUUGAGCAAGCAUGUGAGAAUGAUCACCGAAAUCUUCGUGCAUAUCAGAAUCUCCAAAACAUCAAAAAUAAAAUGGCAAGAUGGCAUUUUAAAAUGCUAAAUGAUUCAUCUCGUAAUCUCAGUUUCAAACGUGCAAUUCAGUAUUGGAUAAAAAAUGGUGAUGGAAUUAUCGACGUGAUGGAUAUUGGAAGUGGAACAGGAUUAUUGUCAAUGUAUGCAACGAAUGUUGCUAAAGUCAAAACUAAAGUGAAAAAUAUUUAUGCUAUAGAGUUUAGUCAAAUUAUGGCUGACAUUUCAGCUGAAAGUUUAAGUACAACAGAAAUAUUAAUGAACGAUAUGUUUCUUGAAUAUUUGUUUCUUGGAAAUCUUCGAUUGAUUAGUAAACGUGAUGAACCUUACGAUGCCGAUUAUGUGGAGAAAAUUUCUGAUUUUAAACUAGUCACAAAAACAGUGGAAACAAUCGAAGUUAAUUUUAAUAAUCUCGAGUCGAUGGAAAAAUAUUUCAAUGGGAAAAUUAUCAAAGAAUGUCAACUUGAAAGUGAAGUUAACAAUGAUUACAUUGACGGAUUUGUUGUUUGGUUUUCACUUUAUUUAAAUGAAAUGGAACCUGAAAAUAUCAUCUCAACGAAACCAAAGUCAGGAUCAUGUUGGACGCAAGCAAUUUUCAAAUUAAAACAAAGAGUAUUACUUCAAAUGUAUCAAAUUGUUAAGAUCUCAGUUUCAUGUAAAGAAGGUGUAUUGAAAAUUGAUCGUGAUCUUGACAUCAAUUCAGAUUUAGUCGAUAUUGAAGUCGAUUCAAACAUUUUGAAAUUCCUUAACGAUGAAGAAUAUCUGCAAGAGUUGGAAUUUUCUGUUAGUAAACAUAAAAGCAAAAUUAUCAACUGUUUAGACUUCUCAGUAUUUCCUUAUGUCGGCUUGGUGUUACUUAAAGAAGGACGAAUAGAAAAGCUUUGGUGUCGAAAAAAGGACGAACUUCUUGUGAAAGAAAUCGCAUCAAGGAAUGUCAUCAAAGAAUCAGGUUUUGAAUUUAUUGAUGAAUCAAUGAUUGAUCGACUUAAUAUUAAAUUUGAACUCAUUAUUCUUCAUCCAUUCCUUUCGCUUGGAGAUUUGGAUAAUCAAAUGGUUUGUAAUUUUGCGAAAUAUCGAAAGCUGCAAGCUGACGGUGGUCUUCUUAUUCCAAAUAAAGUGACGCUUUUCGGUGAACUUAUCAACAGUGAUUGGCUCAUCAGCUCAUGUCGUAUAACUGACGCUGAUGUGAAACGGUUAAAAAUCGAUAAAUUCAUCAAUCAAUUUGCGACAGAAGUUCAUCUCGAUCUUGACAAUUCAUUAGAAUGUGAGAAGCUUACGAGUGCUUUUAAGAUUUCCGAAAUUUCCCUCGACGAUGAACUUCACGAGUCAAGUCUUGAAGUGCCAUUGAGAAACACAAACCUUCCUAUUCACGCAAUUUUCUAUCAUCAUAAAAUUCAAUUGACAAGAGCGACCAAUGAUUUCGUGACUAAUCGAAAAUCUAAAACUUCAUGCUUUAAAAGAACGGCUCAAGUGCUUAACAGUGAGCUUAUCAUUGAUGGUGCAACUGUAAAAAUUUCCUUUACCCAAAACUUUGGAAUUGUAAAAUGUGAUGUCUUGACAACUUGUUGA